AUGAUAGAAAGUGACAUCCCAUCCAUGAUGUCAGGAAUUAUUCGAAACUCAGGGCAAAACCACCACCCCUCUCCACAGGAAUACAGGCUCCUAGCUGCCAGUGUAGAUGACGACAUCCCCGGGGACCUGCAGUCGCUGUCGUGGCUCACAGCUGUGGAUGUGCCUCGGCUGCAGCAGAUGGCGAGUGGCCGCGUGGACCUAGGCGGCCCCUGUGCACCCCAUCCACACCCAGAUGCCUUGGCUGGAGUGGCCAACCUGCACAUGGGAGCCUCCCCAGGGCCCCUCCUCCAUGGCCCGGUGGGCAUGGCCGCUCAAGGCAUGCUGGGCCUGGACCCCAUCACCAGCCAUGGAGCCAGUAUGAGCCAGUUCCCCGUGGGGGGUCGGCACUCGUCCAGCCUGCAGGACCCACCACAGCUGUACCCGCCUACCACCCAACCACAGUUCCCGCUACCCCCAGGCACCCAGCAGUGCCCUCCUGUGGGCCUCUAUGGCUCCCCGUUCGGGGCACGGCCUCCCUACCCCCAGCCCCAUAUGGCUGUGCACUCAUCUCAGGAACUGCACCCCAAACACUACCCCAAGCCUAUCUACUCAUACAGCUGUCUGAUUGCCAUGGCACUGAAGAACAGCAAGACAGGCAGCCUGCCUGUGAGCGAGAUCUAUAGCUUCAUGAAGGAGCACUUCCCCUACUUCAAGACGGCGCCUGACGGCUGGAAGAACUCGGUGCGGCACAACCUGUCGCUGAACAAGUGCUUCGAGAAGGUGGAGAACAAGCUGAGCGGCUCCUCGCGUAAGGGCUGCCUGUGGGCCCUGAACCUGGCGCGCAUCGACAAGAUGGAGGAGGAGAUGCACAAGUGGAAGAGGAAGGACCUGGCUGCCAUCCACCGGAGCAUGGCCAACCCGGAGGAGCUGGACAAGCUGAUCUCUGAUCGGCCAGAGAGCUGCCGGCGCCCUGGCAAACCAGGGGAGCCCGAGGACCGCAUGCUGACUCACACUGCCACUGUGGCCAUGGCACACAGUUGCCUGGCGGUGCCCCAGCUCCUGGCCCAGCCACUGACGACCCUAUCUCUCCAGUCAGUGCCCUUGCACCACCAGGUCCAGCCCCAGGCACAGCUCGCUCCAGACUCCCCAGCGCCAGCCCAGACCCCGCCGCCACUGCACGCUCUGCCAGACCUGAGCCCCAGCCCCCUGGCCCACCCUGCCGUGGGGAGGGCUCCUGUGGACUUCAUCAACAUCAGCACCGACAUGAGCACCGAAGUGGACGCGCUGGAUCCCAGCAUCAUGGACUUUGCACUGCAGGGGAACCUGUGGGAGGACAUGAAGGACGAGGGCUUCAGCCUGGACUCGCUGGGGGCUUUCGGAGACUCCUCCCUUGGCUGUGACCUGGGGGCCUCCGGCCUGACUCCCGCCUCUGGUGCCAGUGACCCGACCUUCCCAGACCUGCAGGUGACGGGCCUCUACGCAGCGUACUCUGCCCCAGACAGCAUGGCCGCGCCGGGCACCGCCUCCUCCUCUCAGUACCUGGGCGCACCAGGGAACAAGCCCAUAGCUCUGCUCUGA
Messenger RNA from Carlito syrichta (Philippine tarsier), 1557 nucleotides. It is a transcript of the gene FOXN4, whose product is annotated as forkhead box N4. The record is from RefSeq and is a predicted model, not a curated record. NCBI's taxonomy places the organism in Eukaryota, Metazoa, Chordata, Mammalia, Primates, Tarsiidae. The transcript has 9 exons. Gene Ontology annotation, cellular component: nucleus. Bases 1 to 1557 code for a protein of 518 amino acids. Gene Ontology annotation, biological process: regulation of DNA-templated transcription. Gene Ontology annotation, molecular function: cis-regulatory region sequence-specific DNA binding; DNA-binding transcription factor activity.